Lodderomyces pseudojiufengensis is the source of this 360-nucleotide messenger RNA. It is a transcript of the gene RPP2A, whose product is annotated as ribosomal protein P2 alpha. Bases 1 to 360 code for a protein of 119 amino acids. Gene Ontology annotation, molecular function: structural constituent of ribosome. The transcript is spliced from 2 exons. NCBI's taxonomy places the organism in Eukaryota, Fungi, Ascomycota, Pichiomycetes, Serinales, Debaryomycetaceae. Gene Ontology annotation, biological process: cytoplasmic translational elongation. The record is from RefSeq and is a predicted model, not a curated record. Gene Ontology annotation, cellular component: cytosolic large ribosomal subunit; ribosome.
AUGGACCGUCGUAUUGAAGUUGCAUUGAAAUACUUAGCAGCAUAUUUAUUAUUAGUUAACGCAGGAAAAACUUCUCCAUCAGCAGAAGAUAUCAAAUCAGUUUUAUCAGCAGCUAAUGUUGAUAUUGAAGAUAAUAAAGUUGAAAAAUUAAUUAGUGAAUUAGAUGGUAAAAACGUUGAAGAAUUAAUUGCUGAAGGUAAUGAAAAAUUAUCAAGUGUUCCAACUGGUGGUGCUGCUGCUGGUGGUGCUUCUAGUUCAGGUGCUGCUGCCGGUGGUGACGCUGAAGAAGCUGCUGCUGAAGAAGCUGAAGAAGAAAAAGAAGAAUCUGAUGAUGAUAUGGGAUUCGGUUUAUUUGAUUAG